This is a messenger RNA of Brassica napus (rape), 915 nucleotides long. RefSeq names its product adenine phosphoribosyltransferase 2. Gene Ontology annotation, molecular function: adenine phosphoribosyltransferase activity. The record is from RefSeq and is a predicted model, not a curated record. Gene Ontology annotation, biological process: adenine salvage. Bases 85 to 660 code for a protein of 191 amino acids. Gene Ontology annotation, cellular component: cytoplasm; cytosol. The transcript has 6 exons. NCBI's taxonomy places the organism in Eukaryota, Viridiplantae, Streptophyta, Magnoliopsida, Brassicales, Brassicaceae.
AGGUAAGAGUGAUAAAUAAAUGCUAUAAAUACACCCAACGCCCCUACCCUCAUUUUCUCCUUCUUCGACACGCACGAGAGAGAGAUGUUUGCGGUGGAGAAUGGGUUGCAGGGAGACCCAAGACUGCAGACCAUCUCAGAUGCCAUUCGAGUCAUCCCUCACUUCCCUAAGACUGGGAUCAUGUUUCAAGACAUAACGACGCUGUUGCUGGAUCCAGUUGCCUUCAAACAUGUCGUUGAUAUCUUCGUGGAUCGUUACAAGCACAUGAACAUCUCUCUCGUUGCCGGCGUAGAGGCGAGAGGAUUCAUAUUUGGACCUCCCAUUGCAUUAGCCAUAGGUGCCAAGUUCGUUCCUCUACGUAAACCAGGAAAAUUACCCGGGAGAGUGAUAAGCGAAGAGUACGAGCUUGAGUAUGGAAAUGAUCGUCUAGAGAUGAGUAUGGAGGCUGUCAAAACCCACGAACGAGCUCUGGUCAUCGACGAUUUAGUUGCCACUGGUGGAACACUCUCCGCUUCUAUUAACCUCUUGGAUAUACGCCUUUGGAAAAUAGAUAAAACGUAUACAAUAAUCGAGUUUUUAUUAAAAGCACCCAAUUAUACGUACUUUAGAGCGAGCAGGGGCCGAAGUUGUGGAAUGUGCAUGCGUUGUUGGUUUGCCUAAAUUCAAGGGGGAGUGUAGGCUGAAGGGGAAACCAUUGUACGUUCUGGUGGAGCCUAGCCAGUUAGACUAGCUAACCUUUGAAGCCUUUACGUGGUCAACAUCUCUAUCUAUUUCUCCAAAAUUCCAGCUAGAUGUAUUAUCAAUGGUUAUGACAAAUAAUAAUAUGAUUGGUGUAACCAGUCUAUAUGUAGUUAAAUUGUUCAAAUCUUAUUAUAAUACAUAUGGGGUGAUUCAUGCUAGUUAGAGCAUGAUUAA